CACGUCUCCUCCAUGGUGACAUCUGUCCGACCAACAUUCUUGUUACUUGCCUCAUGUCGGCCCAGCUGGCCCAUUUAGGUGCGGCAACAUUCAUCGAUGCCCCACUGUCAGCUAGUCGGAUCACUCAGUCCAGAGUACACGGCUCCUUAACGAAUGGACGGGACAUCAUACAGUAAAAGCAAAGAGACAGACGUCUACAGUUUGGGAGUGACCCUGAUGGAGCUGUUAACUGGUCAAACACCAGCCAGUCAUCCUCGUUGCAGAGAUCGCCAAGUGCAUCUAAUGGAGCAAAGAGAAGUUUGCAUGACGUGUAUGAAGAUGUUGUAUUCACAACCUAGUCAACGUCUGACUGUGUCUCAAGCGCUUACAGGAAUAGCAAACAUCAGUGAGACGGUUGAGUACAUUGCUGGUGCUCUUCGUGUUACCGAUGGUUGUGCUCUUGCUGCUGCUGCUCUUUGUGUUGCCGAUGGUCGUGCUAGUGCCCGUCGUGUUGCUGUAGAUGUUGUCGUUGGUGAUCUUCUUGAUGGUGUACGGUGGUGGUGCUGCUGCAGGCAUCGUUGCUGGUUGUGGUGCUGCUGUUGGUGUCGUUGCCGGUUGUUGUUGUUGUUGAAGUGCUUGUGUUCGUGCCGGCACCGGUCCUGGUCCUGGUGGUGUUGCUGUUGGCACCUUUGCCAGUUGUUGUUGUUGAAGUGCUCAUGCUGGUCCCAGUGCAUGGGCUGGUGCAGUUCCUUAGUCUGUGCUGUUGUUGGGGUUGCCAGUACUGCUGCUGCUGCUCAUAUAGUUGCUGCUGCUGUUGGAAGUGGGCAAAUACAAGUACUGUUGCUGAUGUUCCUGUUGCUGAGGAAUGUUGUGCAAGUACCAUUGCUGAACAGGGUUGUGCAAAUGCCAAAGCUGCUGCUGGAAGUGCUCGUGCGUUGAUGGCUG
Messenger RNA from Corticium candelabrum, 924 nucleotides. RefSeq lists its product as uncharacterized. NCBI's taxonomy places the organism in Eukaryota, Metazoa, Porifera, Homoscleromorpha, Homosclerophorida, Plakinidae. Gene Ontology annotation, molecular function: ATP binding; protein kinase activity. The transcript has a single exon. The record is from RefSeq and is a predicted model, not a curated record. The coding region runs from base 154 to 918 and encodes 254 amino acids. Gene Ontology annotation, biological process: protein phosphorylation.